Manihot esculenta (cassava) is the source of this 1186-nucleotide messenger RNA. RefSeq lists its product as uncharacterized. The record is from RefSeq and is a predicted model, not a curated record. The transcript is spliced from 2 exons. Lineage: Eukaryota; Viridiplantae; Streptophyta; Magnoliopsida; Malpighiales; Euphorbiaceae. Bases 242 to 1015 code for a protein of 257 amino acids.
CACCUUCUCAACUCUUUCGUUUUCUCUCUCGUCUUCUCUUCUCCUUUUCUCUCUGCAGUCGAAUUCAACGAAUGGAAACCCAAAUCCUCUUUCCUCUUUGAAAUCAUUUGGUUUAAUCUGCUUCUGCUCAUCGAUUGAUGACAAUAAACCCUAUCUGGAAGCCCAAGAGGAAAAGAAGACGAAGAGGAGAAGGGUAAGAUCGUCUCUGCUGCUAUUUCUCAGUCAAUUUCUAGCUGUUCCAAUGGAGGUUUUGGUGGGUCCCACCUUCAGCAUCGAGGUCUCUUCUCCUACGGCGUUUGUCGUUCCUUCUUCUCAGGAUAACCUACAUGGUUCGGCGGCGCCUUCACCUUGCAUCUUUUUGAAGCAGGACGACGAUGAUGGAGGGAGUGAGGGCUUGAUUUCAAGUAGGAUCCCGCCUGAGAAACCUUUGGAUUAUUCGUCGGAUAGUUCGUCGUCGAUUGGAGUUCCAGAUGAUAGCGAAGAAGAAAAAGACGAAGAAGAAGAAGGAGAGGAAGUCGACAGCUCUGUUUCGUUGAAAGGAGCUUUUGCUUGUUUGGAUUCUUUGGAAGAUUCUCUGCCAAUCAAGAGGGGAUUGUCGAAUCAUUUCUCAGGGAAGUCCAAGUCGUUUGGGAAUCUAUCAGAUAUGAGUUGUGUAAAUAGAGUGAAAGAUCUGGAGAAACCAGUGAAUCCAUUCAAUAAAAGAAGAAGAUUAAUAAUGGCAAACAAGUGGUCUAGGAAAUCUUCCUUCUACAAUUGGCCAAACCCAAAAUCUAUGCCUCUUCUUGCCUUGAAUGAGGAAGACGAAAAUGAUGCUACCGCUCUUACUGAAGAAGAAGAAGAAGAACAUCAACAAGCAAGCCCAUCAUCAUCAUCAUCAUUCUCAGAACAAGAAGGCCAAAAAGAUCACAUAAUCCCACUAAAACUCUCAAAACUGCAAGAGAGAAAGUUCAAGGCUAGUUUCAAAUCUCAAAGCUGUUUCUCUCUCACAGAUCUGCAAGAACAACACUACCAAUAACAUCUUUACCAAGAGCUUGAGCUUUGCUUCCAAGGGUAUUGAAUGAAUUAUUUUAAAAAAAAAAAGAAAAAAAAAAAGCAUCUUUGCUUCUGGUUUUUUUCUCUCUUUUGUUAUCCUACUAGAUGAAAGGGUUUUUUAUCUUAGAAAUAAAUAACCAUAUCUUCAAUCUUC